Messenger RNA from Mus caroli (Ryukyu mouse), 4044 nucleotides. RefSeq names its product RAB3A interacting protein like 1 (gene Rab3il1). Gene Ontology annotation, molecular function: guanyl-nucleotide exchange factor activity. NCBI's taxonomy places the organism in Eukaryota, Metazoa, Chordata, Mammalia, Rodentia, Muridae. Gene Ontology annotation, biological process: exocytosis. Gene Ontology annotation, cellular component: Golgi to plasma membrane transport vesicle. The record is from RefSeq and is a predicted model, not a curated record.
GGCAGGUAGAAGAGGACCAGACUUGGCAGAGGGCAGUAGGCAGUAGGCCCUGGGCUGGGCCUGGCAGACCUGGCUGCUGUCUCCAGGUUCUGCAUAGGGUGCCUGCUAGCCCACUCUCCUCCUCUGGGCCAAUCACAGAAUAAACAGGGAAGAAACCAAGAGGUGGAUUAACACAGCUGGACAGGGAGGCAGAGGACAUAUAGUGCCACUCCAGGGACAGGAAGGCAGACAGUCAAUACCUCUUUCCUGACACGAGGCAGCUCUCAUUGCUAAAGCUCUGGGGGACUGGCAUAAUAACCUCUGACCCUUUCAGAGGGACAACAGGGAUAAGGUGAGACAGGGAAAGGCUGGGAGAUAAGUCCCAGCACCACCAAGUCAUAUCCCACAGAUAGCAAUGAAAUAAUACAGAAUAGACCAGAACCAACCCAGAAAGAGACACACGGUGAGAACUCAGCACAACCUGGGGGAAAGCUAGGAUUUCUAGUCGUGUGGUGCUUCAUGGACUCCACCCUGCCGAUACCAGCCAGCCAACCCCAACAAGACGAGGGCCUCUCUGUGGGCCUCUCCGCUAUCCCAGUCCCCUGGAAAAACCUAGGCCCCAGCAAAGGUAACAGGGAGUCCUCAGGAGACCUGGUAGAAGCCUCCACUUCCUGGGAGAAGGCCCAGGGUGAGGAACACCCGGCACCUGCUCCACUGGAUGUGUCACGCCUGCGCAGCUCCUCCAUGGAGAUCCGAGAGAAGGGCUCCGAGUUCCUAAAGGAGGAGCUAUACAAAGCCCAGAAGGAACUGAAGCUGAAGGAUGAAGAGUGUGAACGGCUUUGCAAAGUACGUGCACAGCUGGAGCAGGAGCUAGAGGAGCUGACAGCCAGCCUGUUUGAGGAAGCUCACAAGAUGGUUCGGGAAGCCAACAUGAAGCAGGCGACAUCGGAAAAGCAGUUGAAGGAGGCUUGGGGCAAGAUCGACAUGCUACAGGCAGAGGUGACAGCCUUGAAGACAUUGGUCAUCACAUCCACACCAGCCUCUCCCAACCGUGAGCUCCACCCACAGCUGCUGAGCCCCACCAAAGCUGGACCCCGAAAGGGCCACUCACGCCAAAAGAGCACCAGCAGCUCCCUCUGCCCUGUUGUGUGCCCCACUGCAGGGCAUAUCCCUACCCCUGACAAAGAAGGCAAGGAGGUGGAUACGACGCUGUUUGCAGAGUUCCAGGCUUGGAGGGCUUCACCUACCCUGGAUAAGAACUGCCCCUUCCUAGAAAGGGUGUACCGGGAGGACGUGGGCCCUUGCCUUGACUUCACAGUGCAGGAGCUCUCAGCUCUGGUUCGGACUGCUGUGGAGGACAACACACUCACCAUUGAGCCCGUGGCUUCACAGACACUGCCCGCUGUGAAGGUGCCCACUGUUGAGUGUAACAACACCAACACAUGUGCCCUGAGUGGCCUGGCACGUACCUGCCACCAUCGAAUCCGCCUGGGGGACUCUGACAGCCACUAUUACAUCUCACCGUCCUCCCGGGCCAGGAUCACCGCAGUAUGCAACUUCUUCACCUAUAUUCGCUACAUCCAGCAAGGUCUGGUUCGGCAGGAUGCGGAGCCGAUGUUCUGGGAGAUCAUGAGGCUGCGGAAGGGCAUGUCACUAGCCAAGCUUGGCUUCUUCCCCCAAGAGGCCUAGGGCAUGGCCCCAGGCCUGAAGUAAGCUCUGAGCUAGAGCAAACAGCUGCCUUGGGACAGAGAGACAAGAAAUCCUGGAGCCAGCUCUGAGCCAGAAGCUGAAAGGACAGAUAAACAACCAGGCUGUAGAGACAGUUCUGAGCCAGUACCACCCAUCCGUCCUGAGACAGACAAAAGGACAGCCUGGCCUGCACUUCAUGAGAUCACCCUCUUGCCCACUGAGCUCUGUAGCCAACAAGAGAAUCUCAAGAAAGUAUCAAAGACCAAGGUGCUCGGAGCAAGGAGCUCAGCCUUGGGGAGAGGACCCUUGAGUAGCCAGUACCCUCACCACAAUCCCCUGCUGCUUACCAAUGCUCUCUUGCUGCCACGACUUCAGAAAGGGGCUGUUCUAGGGUGGCUGGAUUUCCAGGGUAUGCUCUACCCACAGCCUCCAAGCCCUGGGACACCAGCACCCCCUUGUGGCCAUUUCUCACUCUGUUUCCAAGUGGCCUCAUUAGACUGCCCCAGUGGUAGGGCAGGCAAAUGUCUCCAAUCUGAACAAGGUGGAGGGAUAACUGCCCCGAAGUGCUCUGAAGGUGAGUCCAAGAUCCCUCCUCCAUUCUUCUGCAUGGAGGCCUCCCUNUCCCCUUCCUCUCCACUUCAACACCAUCUCCAGGAGGCCCUNUUCCUGAAGUUGCCAGGAAGUCUGGGCCCUUUCUUCCCAAAGUGUGCCACCAGGGGAGCCUCAGGACNUAACCCUGGGCAGCCAUCCAGACUUCAGGGGCCCUGGAUAUAGGAUGGGAUGGAGAGGCUGGGCCAAGCAGGACAUGGACCCUGCCUUAUCCAUCAUAGCCCACUGUGAACUGGGCUGGGGGCGGGGGGGAAUCCAACCUGGACAUAUCCCUCACCACGCCCCUAUUUCCUUCCAAUGGAAUGUAACNCGAUCUCUAUUUAAUAAAGGAAGGCUUUGUUGGUAGGGGCUAGGCGGCAGUGGCCUUCACUCCUGUGCCUUGGGGCUCUGGCCAGGGCUUGGGCAUCUGAAGGAAUGAAAUCAAAUCCUUUCCUAACUGGCCUCGUGCUUGGGAUUAAACCCAAAUCCUGAAGCUACCCCCAUGGCUACCACCACUUUCUUGCUGUAGGGAAGACUGUUGAAGUUGUCCUUAGCUUUUCACGGGGCUAUGAGGGAUUGGAAUGAGUUGACCACUCUCUUGAGAGUUCAGCUCUGAUCUGUGAAUCCCCCCAAAGCCCGUAGAGAUGACCCCAAGUCUACUAGAAGCCUGGAGUCAAAACACCCAGGCUUCCUGGGGCUGAUCGAUGCCACCUGUCAUAGGACAGACGGGGACGACAGAAGUGCCAGGCAUGGCAGGCACAAGUGGAGGUGGGGGCAACCGGGAUCCUGAGAGACCUCAGAGUAGGAUUGAGGAGAGAGAUGUCUUGUGGUUCUUGCCUCUGCCCAGCCAGUAGGGCUUUGUGCUUUCUUGAAAGGAAGGUGCAGCAGAUUCUGGGUUGGGACAGAGGUUGUCAGUAGCCCACAGAGAUUUCUCUAUUGGCCUGAGGCCCAGGUGUACGCAGAUGGUAGGUCAGCUGGGGGGCUGGCCAGAGCUUUGUCAAGGUCCUCUGCCGCCUUCACAUGUUCUCUGGCAAAUAGCUUGUUCCCAGGACUCUGCUGCCUCCAUUACUCCUCUAUUCUUACAUCUCCUCCCUCCUCCACUAUGACUAGAAUCCUUUGCUGUGUCCCCAGCCCCCAUAGACAUCUGGUCACUGAUCAGACCCUGUCGUAUCCACUCAUUCACUAACUAAUACUGGGGUUUCCUCUACCUCUGCUGGACAUUGGCCACAGUAUGCAUACCAGUAAUAUAUCUACAUCCAGGUUACUGGAUGGAGAGAAGUAAAAACCAAAGGAUGUCAGGGAAGGACUUGGUGUGCUUGUGGAAUCCCCAUGGCAUCCCCUGCUAUGUCAACCCUUCUUCACCUGGAGACAAGAGUGGAUGAAAGCCUGAGUACUUUAAUCAGUCUUGACUUCUGGGUUCUGGGCCCAGCCAUAUGCAGGACCACAAAGCCACCAGGAAACACCCAGAGGCCCACAGAGGACCUUACUCCCCUGACUUGUCCUGCUUCCCCAGAGCAUUGGCCAUGAUCUGAUGCCAGGUGGGGCCAUCAACACAGCCACACCCUGCUAGUAGCAAUUAAUAUCUAAGCACCAGUCAUAGCUCGCAGCCUUCUCUGUGAACCCAUUAUUCCAGUCUCUUAGCAAUGUUAAAACAUGCUAUUAUCCCUCAUGUAAAUGGAUAGAGGCACUGGAGAACACAAAGAGGUCCUGAGGUUGGGUUUAUUUACCUCAGUGGUAGAGGCUUGCCUAGCAAGCACAAGGCCCUGGCUGGGUUCAGUUUCCUGCUCC